Molecule: messenger RNA, 852 nt
Organism: Ambispora gerdemannii
Lineage: Eukaryota; Fungi; Glomeromycota; Glomeromycetes; Archaeosporales; Ambisporaceae
Source: the annotation of a GenBank genome assembly
GAAAAAAAGGAAACCAUCAAUCAUGGACCUACACUAAUUAUCCACGGUGGCGCUGGAAAUGUUGGAAUUGUUCCUCGAGAUGCGUUUAAAUUAGAACAAGAGAUUCAUGAGGCAUUAAAAAAUUCACUUUUUGCUGGACAUCAGAUUUUAAAGAAUGGUGGGAGUUCUUUGGAUGCUGUCGUAGAGGCUGUUUGUGUUAUGGAAGAUUUUCCCUUGUUCAAUGCUAGGAAAGGAUCUGUGUUCACUCGUGAUGGAAAGAUUGAACUCGAAGCCUCAGUCAUGAUCGGUACGCCAGAUCACCCGGCCGGUGCUGCCACAUUACUCCACACCGUAAAAAAUCUAAUAAAACUAGCCAAAGAAAUUCUUCUUGACCCACAAGUUCCAAACGUGUUUCUAGGUGCUCAACGAGCAGAAGAAUACGCGCGAGAAAAAGGCUUGAAAUUAGUUGAUCAAAAAUAUUUUUGGACUGAACGACGAUGGGAACAACAUAUGGAAGGAUUGAAAAAACAACCAGGAAAUAUAUUAUCACCUACGGAAAUUGACGCGAAAGAAUCAAAUAUUAUUUUGGAGAAGGAGGUUGGAUCAAUGGGAAACGUGGGAGCUGUUGCCGUUGAUAAAGAUGGAAUUAUUGCGGUUGCUACUUCGACUGGUGGUAAGGCUAAUAAGAAAGAUGGUCGUAUUAGCGAUACAUCCAUGAUUGCAGCCGGAACUUGGGCAGACAAUGAGACUUGUGGUGUUAGCGGAACUGGAGAUGGCGAUUAUUUUAUACGAUACGCAACUGCCCACGACGUCGCUGCCCGUGUAAAAUAUCUCGGUGAAAAUAUAUCCGACGCUGCAGAACAAGCAACCAAU